Gryllus bimaculatus (two-spotted cricket) is the source of this 1550-nucleotide messenger RNA. Lineage: Eukaryota; Metazoa; Arthropoda; Insecta; Orthoptera; Gryllidae. The record is from the annotation of a GenBank genome assembly.
CAAAUUUCUUAUAAUUCUCAAUUCUGCUAAUAGGAGCGCUGGACUUCUAUACUGUACUGCUCUCUGUCAACGAAAUAUUGAACACCUUUACUGAGAUUUGUUGGUAACACUUUGCGAUCGGGAAAAAUUGUUUACAAUUUGUGUGCGCCAAAUGCACGUUUGAAUAUGCCGCAACUCUGACAAGUGUUUUUACAUGUUGAAUAUGUUCUAUACGGAUUUAUUUUAUUAUUGAAGGCAGUAAUUAUUCAGAUUGCAUUUAGGAUAAAACUUUCGUUAAAUUGUUUCUUACAGUAAAAUCACAAUAUUUGCAGGAGUAGAAAUUUUUAAUGUAGUGUUAUUGCAAUAGAACAGUUGAUUAAAAAUAUGGAAGAAGUAAUUUGUGAAAAAGAUGUUGAGAAGAGUGGUGCCUCAACAUCUGGGUAUGAUACCUCUAGUAAAUCAUCUAGAAAUAAAAAAAGGCAUUUAAAGACAAAAUCCAAACUGAGUGUCACAUCUGGUAUUUUGGAAGGUCUGGAAGAGGAUGUUCUGGAAGUCACUCAACAUUCAUCAGAAACUGGUUCUACAAGCCAGCAAGCAAUUUUGGAGCAUAAUAUUUCAGAAAGAUUAUUUGUUCAAAAGAAAAAAGGUUUUGAACCAGCAUCAAGAGGAACAGAAUUUGAAAAAUCCUUCCAUGACUUAUCACAAAGUCAAGAAAUUGUUGUUCAAAAAGAAGAAUUAACACCACACGAAUUUGCAAUCUAUUUAUAUAAUAAAACAAGACAAUUCUUUACUUUCUGUCAUGGCAUUCUGGGAGGAUUUGGUGUUGCACAUAUUAGCCUAGUAUUCAGUAUUGGAGAUAGUCCUGAAGCAGUACAGCGUUUUGCUGAAGGUUAUCCUGAUUUUGCCCGAGUUGUUCAAAUCUUGUAUUAUGUUCUUUCUGCUAUUUGUUUUGUGUCUGUACUAGACAGGUGUGACUUUGCAGGACUUAAGUUAGUUCACUGUAUUGAUUUCAUGCGAUAUCGAUGGGCUGAUAUUUUGACUAUAAUUUUCUACUUGGGAUUGCUAAUUGUCACUACUGUAUGUGUUCAAUGGGAUGACAGACUUGCUCUCAGCUCAUUUAAUGAAGAUUUAUGGAAAGAUUCUCAUGUGUCUCAUUCAGAAUUCAUGCAAUGGCGGCUUUUGAGCCUCCUUCGUGGGUUUUUUGCUGUUGCUGGAUAUAUGACUAUGUUUUUUGGUCCAGAAGAUGAUCUAUUCUUUAUUCAUUUAUCCAAUAUGAUUAAGCAGGAUCAAAAACAAGAGAAAUCUCAUGAAGCAAGGUAUUAAUAAAGAAUCUUUGUUCUUUGUAUCAUUAAUUUUAAUGUAAUAUUUUUUUUAAGUUUAUAUUUACAAUUAUUAAUGUAAAUAUAUGUAUAUAAUUUUUAAUGUACAUAUUUAUUAUUUUAAUGUAAAUAUUUCAAAUAAAUAUAAGAGGAAUGUAAACUAAAAAUGUUGGUACUUUUAUUCAUCAUUCAACUAAUUAUGGUUAAAUGGUGGGGAAGAGACUUCUCAAAACUGUUCAAGAAAACAUGCAC